UAAAAGUAUUUUCCAAAAUACUUCAGUUAAAAAACCGCAGUUAAAAAACCGCCACUUCAAGUGGCGGCUUAUGUAUAGUCGUAACUCGUAAACAUUAACGCUCGCAACACGCCAGGCUGAAGCACAAUUCGAGUGAAAUUGCAGAAUGUUUGUGAUGAAAAUUGCUGAGUUUCGAAUGCUUGAUAGGGAAGCUAUUCAGGUUUCAAAGGAUGACAUGGAAAUACACCGAGAAAAGGUGACAAUGGAACCACCUUUGUAUGAUUCAAGACAAAAUAGCUUUAAUGAAUGGUUCUUGUCAUAUGUAUCGUAAACAAGCAUAUUUGUGGUGGUUAAUAUGGAGAAGUGCACCCUCUAUAUCAACGUUUUCUUACUGAACACUAACGGCACCUCCAAGAGAGAAGAGAAGGCUCACUUCAUUUCCUUAAAUCAAUCGCCCUAUCAGCCUUAAAGCAAGGGGAAGGGCACUCUCUAUGCCUAUUAUUCUUCUAUCUCCUUCCCUGGUCAACUAGGCCCACUUGGUUAUCAGCUGAAAGGGAUGAUACAAGGCUACUUUAGCAAUGACAAAAACGAAUAUUUUCCACCUAUUAUUGAAGCCUUUGUGAAUAGGAGGAGCUUCAAAUCAAUUGACUGGGCCGUGGAUAUUGUUAAUGAUGAAGAAUUUGAGGUUUAUUUUGUGAACGCUCAUUGGACAGAUGAGGAGAUCGAUAAGUUUUAUGAUGUAACGGGAAAUGUAAAGAAAAGAAUGACACUUGGUGGAUAUAUCAAUAUGGAUGAAAGAAAAUGGGAUGAUAUGAUCAAAGAGAGUAUUGUACGAACAUCUAAUGAUACGGAUUAGAAAAGAGUCUGAAGGAAUCUUUGAGGACGGGCCUACUUCAAUAGGAUAUAAGCUUCUACCUGAUACUUUUUUUAAUCCAAAAGCAAGUAAAUGGAAAUUUUAUGUGUUUACAUUGGCUUAGACUCAUCUUAGAAUAAGAUACUUUCAUACUUCUGCCAUCCAUUUAUGUGUGACAUCAUGUGAAGCUCGAAACACUUUAUAAUAGC
Cuscuta epithymum is the source of this 1041-nucleotide messenger RNA. The record is from the annotation of a GenBank genome assembly. Lineage: Eukaryota; Viridiplantae; Streptophyta; Magnoliopsida; Solanales; Convolvulaceae.